Populus nigra (black poplar) is the source of this 1418-nucleotide messenger RNA. Its product is annotated as BIIDXI-like protein At5g11420. The record is from RefSeq and is a predicted model, not a curated record. The coding region runs from base 88 to 1212 and encodes 374 amino acids. The transcript has 3 exons. NCBI's taxonomy places the organism in Eukaryota, Viridiplantae, Streptophyta, Magnoliopsida, Malpighiales, Salicaceae.
GCACACCUUCAGUGACCUCCAUGCCAAACAUUCCCAGGCCUCUCCUCCACCUCCCCCCCCCUCCUCUCUAUCUGUAAAUCAACCACAAUGUACAGAGCCACCGUGCUGUUAGUGACCCUUUGCAUCACCUCGCAGGUUGCAUCGUCAGUCACCGAUGGUUUAUUGCCUAAUGGAGACUUCGAGCAGGGCCCCAGGCCAUCAGAAAUGAAAGGAACAGUGGUGACAGCCAAGAACGCAAUUCCUAACUGGGAAAUUUCUGGCUUCAUCGAGUACAUAAAAUCAGGGCAUAAACAAGGUGACAUGGUGCUGGUAGUGCCUGCUGGAGCCUACGCAGUUCGAUUAGGGAACGAAGCAUCGAUUAAACAAAGAGUGAAGGUCACUCAAGGCCUCUUCUACUCGUUAACUUUCAAUGUGGCUCGCACUUGUGCCCAGGAGGAGAAAUUAAACGUCUCUGUUUCACCAAAUUCGGAACCAAGAGAUUGGGGAAUCUUGCCCAUGCAAACAAUGUAUAGUAGCAAUGGAUGGGAUGCUUAUGCGUGGGCCUUCCAAGCUGAUGGGCCUGAAGUUGAGAUCUCCAUCCAUAACCCAGGUGUAGAGGAGGAUGCUGCUUGCGGCCCACUUAUUGAUUCUGUCGCGUUAAAGCUUUUGUCCAAUCCUAAACGUCCUAAAGACAACUUGUUAAAGAAUGGAAAUUUUGAAGAGGGUCCUUACGUGUUUCCUAACGCAGACUGGGGUGUCCUUGUCCCUCCCAACAUUGAAGAUGACCAUUGCCCUUUACCUGGAUGGAUGGUUGACUCGCUCAAGGCAGUAAAAUAUAUAGAUAGCGAUCACUUUACAGUCCCAGAAGGAAAAAGAGCCGUUGAACUUGUGGCAGGAAAAGAAAGUGCUAUCUCACAAGUUGUAAAAACCACAAUCAGUAAGAUAUAUGCCCUCACAUUCAGUGUUGGGGACACUAGCAACUCAUGCGUGGGAUCAAUGGUAGUAGAGGUAUAUGCUGGUAAGGAUAAGACUCAAGUUCCUUAUGAAUCUAAUGGCAAAGGAGGGUUCAAGCACGCCAAGUUCGUGUUCAAGGCCAUAUCGAACCACACGAGAAUUACUUUCCUUAGCUCAUUUUACACCAUGAAAAGUGACAACUCUGGUUCUCUAUGUGGUCCAGUAUUAGAUGAUGUAAAGCUGGUUAGUGUUCGAAAUCCAUGGCGUCAUCUUGCAUAAUGUGCUAGUUGCAUUGCUUGUGCAACUACAUUGUUCAAUCUUCAUCCAUUUAGAUGAUCAUCAUAUAUCUUUAUAUACUAUAAGAUUUCCUAUGAUGGAAACACGAGGAGCUUGAAAUGAGUUUAAUUAUGAUGUUCCUUCUAUGUACCAAGUAUCUGUGUUUUUCCUGCAACUCAAUAUAUAUGAUAGAAGCUGGUUCCUCGAAA